Molecule: messenger RNA, 2320 nt
Organism: Cladocopium goreaui
Lineage: Eukaryota; Dinophyceae; Suessiales; Symbiodiniaceae
Source: the annotation of a GenBank genome assembly
GGCUCAAGAUUAUGUAUUAGGCUCACAGCAAAGUUCUUAGAGCUCUCUUGUCAGCAUGGGCUGGAAUGUUUAUGACGAGCCAGUUCUGAAGAGAGACAACUCCAAAUAUGUCGGACAAAAUGAAAAGGAGGUGCUUGCGGAGAUCUUUCUGCAGCACGCAAUUGACGGUGCCUUGCCAGUGACUCCCUGGUACAGCGCUGCUCAGUCCCUUUCCAGAGAAUUCGCAGAGCUGCAGAGUUUGUUGAAUCCGGCGAUUUUGGGACGAGUCUUCCAAAUGAUUGAUAGUGAUCACGAUGGCAUUUUGGAUCAAGACGAGUUUGUGAACGGGAUCUAUGAACUGCUUCACCCCACAACCAAGGAGGCAAUGACUUUGGCCGCCAGGAUUGCCAAGGGAAAUUUGGUGCAAGUGUCGAAUGAUUUCAGUCAUGUGAAGACUGUGGCCAUCCUUGGUGCCGGCGUCGCGGGCCUUCAAACCGCUCGUCACUUGCAAGAGAUUGGAAUUGCAUGUGCCAUGUUCGAGAAAGAAGAAGAGGUCGGUGGUGUUUGGCGCAAGAACUACGCAGACUUUGGCUUGCAGGUGCCAAAGGAACUCUUUGAAUUUCCAGAUUUUCCCUAUCCAGAGAAUUUCAACUGUGAGGACUUUCCAACUGGAUCUCAAGUUCAAGAGUACAUCGUGAUGUACAGCAAGACUUUCGGUUUGCGCGACAAGGUCCGUUUCAAGACCUUUGUGACGGAGGUCAAACCACUUGGAAGCCAACAACGAGGCUGGCAGGUGGAAUUUCACAGUACAGAGCCGGGGGACAGGACCAAGAAAUCAGAAACCUUCGACUUUUUGGUGAUUGCCACUGGCAUGUACGGUUGGCCUCCGCACGUGCCGCUGGCUCGUGGCUCCCAGAAGUUUCAAGGGCAGAUUUUGCACUCCUGCACGUUCACGGAUCGCAAGCAAGCUGCUGGAAAGAAAGUUGUGAUCAUUGGCGGUGGCAAGUCGGCGAUUGACAAUGCUGUGUCUGCAGCCAAAGAAGGUGUCUCAAGCACCCUGGUUUGCAGGAGUUGGCACUGGCCAGUCCCUCGCUUGUUGCUGAAUGCAGUCCCUUUCAAAUAUGGCACCUACAGUCGCUUUGGGCAUUGGAUGUUGCAGCCAUACUAUGCCGAGGGGCCAGUUGCACGUUGGUUUCAUGGCACCUGUGCACCAGUGAAGUGGAUUUGGUGGAGGGUGGUCGAGCUGAUGUUCCGGGGGCAGUUCCAGAUUCCAAGCAACAUGGUGCCUCAGGAUGGUAUUGACACCGAUCUCUUUAGUGGCGGUCAAAUCUUGAACUAUGAGUUCCGCGACAUGCUGCAAGAUGGUAAAAUCAAAGCAGUUUCUGGAGCAAUUGACAAGUUCACUGAGACUGGGGUGCUUCUCACCGAUGGAACUGAGCUGCCUGCAGAUUUGGUGAUCUAUGGGACAGGCUUUGCGAAGAACUACGACAUUUUUGAUAAAGUCAUCCAAGAGAAGCUUGCGAUCCAGAAAGAUGGUUUGUAUCUCUAUCGCAACAUCAUCCCACCUCAUGUGCCAGAUGUAGCUUUCAUCGGAUCGGAAGUGUCAACCUUCAACAACAUUUUGACGCAUGCUGUGCAAGCCAAGUGGCUGUCCAAACUACUGAAGGGCGAGAUGAAGAUUCCGGCGCCUGGUGCUAUGGACAAAGUCAUUGAGCGCGAAAGAGCUUGGAAGCGUUCUUGGAUGCCACCCAUGUCUUCCCGUGCCUGCAUUUGGCAGCUCCACAUGAUGAAGUAUCAUGACAAUCUUCUGACCGAUAUGAAGGAAGCCCGCUUCCGAAAGAUGCCCAAUUGCUUUGGUGAAAUCUUGAUGCCAUACACAGCUGCCGAUUACAGAAGUCUUUUCACCAGUUCCCAGUGACAAAAUCAUGUCGCUGACUGUGGCCCCCAGCCACGACAAGCUUUGAUUAUAGAUCGUAUAGUUGGAUUGGGUUGGUUCUGAUCCAGGAGCAUGGUUUUUACGCAGCAUAGACAGCAGAGAUUCAGGCAUGAAGCCUGACUUUGCCGCUUUGCCUCUUGGGAUUGGACUCACUACAAUCCUGAUCUUCGAUUCAAUUACAUCCGAAAAGGAAGUAUUGCAUUUGCGUCAGAGAUUCUUGGCUGCUGAGUUUGAACCUGAAAUGUGGGGUCAGCCAAUAUUAGCAAUACAAUCUUAUAUAGUAGAUAGCGAUGCGGUGACUGUGACAGGACUUCCAAAGAAAGCAUCUGUGAUAUUCAGUGUUGCAAUGUGUUGCAUAUUCGUUUACCUGCUUUGGUAGGAGCCCUCGUCGAUUUGUUCCUACUG